AUGGUCUCCUCCGCGCAAAUCCUCGAUCGCACCGCGCCGAACCAAAGCACGCAGUCCGUCGUGUCGCGACACUCCCACUCGUCCCGACGACAUCGGUCCGGUCGCUCAAACCAUGGCGGGAGAUCGCUCCAUACCUCAUCGAACGACUUCCCCAUAUUCACUUACACUGGCGAUACCGAGAUCGUGAUCCGUGCCGGGGCGCAAGAGAAGCGGUACCUCCUGCAUCGGUUGAUCCUGGCGCAAUGCUCUGGUUUCUUCGAGGCCAGCACCAACGAGGAUUGGUCGCGCCAGAACAUCACCCCGCCCAAGGCAGAUAGCGCGCUGUCGCGUGUGAGCGAGGAGGAUGAUCUGUCCAAUGGGUCGACAGUAGUCCAGUCGGACACGGGCGGACUGCCGGCGAGGUCGGGAGAGAAGCGUCGAUGGCAGUAUGAACUCGACUGGGAAAAUCGCGCGCAGGACGAAGAGCCGAUUCUGGUACAAAGGGUUAGUCUUGGUCCACCGACCGUGCUUGGUCAACAUCAUGCCAACAGAUCACAGCCUCUCUUUGAGCAGUAUCCGAGCUACUCCCCGAUGAUUAGCGGUAACCAGUCUGCCUUCCCUCCGACGAUGACCAAGCCAUCCAAUGUGCAGGCAGGCUUCUUUCGCUCGAUGGCAAACUUGGCAGGAAUGCAAUCGGUAGUCCAUCUGCCCCAAUCCGGAGAAGAUCAAACUACCCUCCAUCCGUUACUUCGCGACUACGACAACCUGUUCCGGCUGUUCUACAACCACCCGCCCAACAUCAACAGUGUCAAUAUUGCUUCGGCCUAUACAGAGUGCAAGUCGCUUUUGGCCCUGGCAGAUAUGUACGAUGCACUGCCAGUGACUGGUCCCCGCGUCGACCACCAUCUCCUGGGAUUCGGCUCGCGCCUCUUCAAACAGAUCGCCAAGUACCCACCCAGUUAUCUCAAGCUAGGGUAUCUCGCCCGCAGCCGAGUGAUAUUUUCGGAGGCGUUGAUUCACGUCGUGGGCCAGUGGCCCGCCGCCUUGCCGAAUUUGCGCAAUGGCUCAUACGCACCCCUACCGGACGCGGUCCUGGACUUGAUCGAGGACAAAUACGAGGAUCUCGAAGACGUAAAGGCUCGUGUGGAGUCUAAACUCUUCCGCUUGUCACUCACCACCUCUCGCGGCGAGCGCGUGGGACCCUCAAACGCAUAUUUGGACUGGCUGGCGGUCUCACUCUUCCGCCAGUGGCUAAUCGAGAGCACGACUCCUCCCCCUGCACCGAUUCUCAAGAACUCGGCCAGCGCAAAUGCGGCACCCCCACCCGGCCACGGCUCACAAACCGGCUCUUCUCGACCUGCCGCCCCGUCUGACCCUGCUGCCCGCGUUUAUAGAUUGAUUGGAUCGCCCUCCUCCCAGGCGUAUCUGCCUCAUGAUGAAAUUAAACGCUUUCUCAAGCUACACCCGAUCUCAUCUUCCGGCUCUCUAUAUUCUCGAGAAACACUUAAACGCUUCGAACGCAAGAUGGACGAAAUCAAGCGCUUGGCCCGAGAGAUUGUCAAACCACUGAUGCGCAACUUCCUCGAAUUGGAGACCAAAAGUAACAGUGAGCAAAGCAGCAGUGCUGCCGGAGCUCGUGAGAGUACGCCAUCUUCAGGAUUGCCGUACCUCACUUGCACUCGAGUGGAAGAGAUUGAUUUGCCAUGGAAAUGA
This is a messenger RNA of Penicillium argentinense, 1692 nucleotides long. RefSeq lists its product as uncharacterized. The record is from RefSeq and is a predicted model, not a curated record. The transcript has a single exon. The coding region runs from base 1 to 1692 and encodes 563 amino acids. Lineage: Eukaryota; Fungi; Ascomycota; Eurotiomycetes; Eurotiales; Aspergillaceae.